UUUCAGAAAAGCUUACUCUAACAAAGGGUAAGAUGUCUCUAUUCUUCCCUUCCCUGUGAUAUAAACGGCUGUGAUCUUAUUAAAUGCAGGCUGAAAGUCGCUAAGCGUGAACAUCUGACUUGAAAACCCAGGCAGAUACAGUUCAUGCAGUUCAAACAUUUCAAGCAGUUACGCAAUCUAACUCUUCAAAUAACAAAUAGAAAAGUUGAUAAACUUUAAUUAUCCAGAACCUGCUGUUUAAAAAAGAUGAAUUCGAAAUGAUGUGACCAGUGAUGGUGAAAAGUACAGAGAUACAAAAUGUUAGAAAACAAGAUCUCAUAAAUAAGAAAAAAAUCCAAAAAUGCAACCUGUAACUCCGGAUUCCGAGUUUACAAAAAGAGAAAGAAAAUGGCGUUGUGAUUACUGUACAUACGACAAUUGGCCGACGACGACAAAAUGCGUGAUGUGCCGAGGACAGAAGCCUGGCGGAUUCAGUCAGGGCCAGGAUAUCUACAGCUUGGAUCGGAUGGAGCGACCUCCCUCACCCCCCGGACAGAAUAUAUUUAAUCUUGAGGGAGGAGGGGGAGGAGGUGGUGGUGGGGCUCAGGUUUAUGAAUGCGAACCCAUGAAGUGGGCUUGUGUCAACUGUACAUACUUCAACUACUCAAGGUAGGUCAUCUUAUGUUAAAUUCAAGAGGAAGACAGACAG
Messenger RNA from Eurytemora carolleeae, 688 nucleotides. Its product is annotated as ubiquitin thioesterase ZRANB1. The record is from RefSeq and is a predicted model, not a curated record. NCBI's taxonomy places the organism in Eukaryota, Metazoa, Arthropoda, Copepoda, Calanoida, Temoridae. The transcript has 4 exons. The coding region runs from base 341 to 652 and encodes 103 amino acids.